This is a messenger RNA of Phanerochaete carnosa HHB-10118-sp, 2776 nucleotides long. RefSeq lists its product as uncharacterized. Lineage: Eukaryota; Fungi; Basidiomycota; Agaricomycetes; Polyporales; Phanerochaetaceae. Gene Ontology annotation, cellular component: UTP-C complex; CURI complex; small-subunit processome. The transcript has 8 exons. The record is from RefSeq and is a predicted model, not a curated record. The coding region runs from base 65 to 2713 and encodes 882 amino acids. Gene Ontology annotation, biological process: rRNA processing; tRNA export from nucleus.
AGCGCACCUAUUGCGCGUGUACCAACUGCAAAAGAACGCUGCCGCGUUCAGCGACGCACUCACGAUGUUACGUGUGUGGGCGAACCAGCGUGGAUAUGGGGCUGGCGGAGAGCGAAAGUUAUGUAUGCGAGGCUUCGAAGGGCGAGGAUACUGGUGGGCUGCGGUGUUGGACUUGCUUGUGAACGGGGAGGAGGCACUACCUACAGCAAAGCUUUCGGGUGCCGCGUCGAAGCGCAAACCUCUCGGCAAGGGUUUGAGUUCAUAUCAGUUGUUUAGAGCCGCGCUUGACUUCUUUGCGAAGACGGACUUCAGUAUCGACCACAUCUUCCUAAAGACGGAGAAUGGUCAGCAUCGUUUUCCGCCCGCAGAAUAUGACGGAUGCGAGCCUGUCUUUAUUGACCAUACAUCCUCUGUGAACCUACUUGCGGGAAUGCCGCUAGGUUCACUCGAGAUGCUCAAACAUGACGCGAAGUUGACACUUGAGACAUUGAACGAUAGCUCGCUUUCGGCGUAUGAGGAUCCUUUCACGGAGACGUUACUUCGAGAUAGGCGCGACUUGCAAAAGCGCUUUGACGUUGUUUUGAGGAUCGACCUGUCGCAGGCGAAAUUGCUCAAACCUUCAAUCCAUGUGGUGCUUGACACGGGCUCAGCUUACAACGCACUGCUCGCUACCCUCGAGUCCACCGUCCGCAUCGGCCUCGGCAACCGUGCCAAGGCUGUCGCAAUUCUCCACUCGUCGGUAUCAUCACGCCCGCUAUCGCAGGCUCAGCCCGCAUUCCCUCCUGUCAUUUACAUUGGGCUCAUCCUGGACACUGAGCACGCUUUUCGCCUCGUGGACCAUGGUCCGCCGGCGGAAGAGUCUGAGACCCAGGAAACCCGAAGAUUCAGGGAGCUAUGGGGCGAGAAGUCAGAGCUACGGAGAUUUAAGGAUGGUAGCAUCGCGGAGAGUGCUGUCUGGGACAUUCGCAACGCGGACGAGCGCGCGCAAAUUCCGUUUUUCAUCGCUCGCUACCUCGUGCACCGGCAUUGUGGCGUGCCCGAGAGCAACAUGCGCGCAUGGCAAAGCGACUUCGAUAGUGUCCUCCGCGUACCGCACGAACUCGCGAACUUGUACCAGAGUGUAGGUGCGCAGGCUGGGUUCAAGGCUGCCAUGACCGCAUUCGACACGCUGGUGAAGAACAUCAAGGCGCUCGACGACCAGCUUCCUCUCGCUGUGCUCAACAUCAGCCCCGUGAGCGAGAGUCUUCGGUAUACGAGUGUUUUUGCACCUGUGGCAAUGGACCAGAAGCUAGAGGGCACGCUGCCCGCAUGCGCGCGAUACGUCCCAGUCAUGGAUGUGAUCAUCGAAUUCGAGAAGAGUGGCCGUUGGCCGGACGAUCUGCGCGCAAUUCAGAAGAUCAAGCUCGCUUUCUUCGAGACGCUUGGCUCUGCACUUAUGUCGUCCGCGCCUGGACUGUGCGCGACUAUCGUACUAGGAGAUGCCGCACAUGUCUCUGAGAUCGAGGACGCGGGCUGCCUCGAGCUCAUCACACCGGACGGCUGGGCAUUCAAUGCACGCAUCUGGCACGACCGCGAGGCGACGCUCCUUGAUCAGCUUAUCGACGACAAGCCACAUCUCCCAAAGCAUAUCAAGAAGAAGCUUGCGAAGGCGAACCCAGUCAAUGGCUCCGGUCCCGACCCACGCCUGCGCGCUCAGGCGAUGCACGCCAAGGAUGUGUAUACGCGCCGUUUCAUACAUGCCCCGAGGCACCACAGGGCGAUUGCGGCCCUCGCACAUCGUUUCACUGCAUUCGCAAGCACAGUACGCCUGGUGAAGCGCUGGCUCGCAAGCCAUUGGCUCCUACGUGCACAUGUUAGUGAAGAGGCCGCUGAGCUGCUAUGCGCACAUGUAUUUCUUGGAGCGACACGCACUACAAAGGACCGCGAGAGCGUACCUGGGACCAAAGAGCGCGGCUUUGUAAUGGUGGUGCACUUCCUGAAGGACUGGGAGUGGGAGAAGGGAGUCUUCGUGCCACUGUAUGGCGAUGAGAAAGCUGAGAUGUCAGAGGGAGAGACGAAACAGGCCGAGGUUGAGAUCAAGGCUGGAGAUUGUCGUGGUGUGUGGGUGGUCUCAACGGAGCAUGACGAGGAGGGGCACAUGUGGACAGCGGAGUGCCCAGACGGUAUCGCAGCAAGACGCGUGCAGACAGUUGCCAAAGCGAGCUGGACAGCCCUCCAGGAGAUUGAGAACGUCGAGUUCGAUUCCAAGACACUCUUCGUUCACCCUACCGAGCACUAUGAUUUCCUUGUACGGCUUGACCGGGCUACUCUUCCGCGAUACCACCACAACGUCGCCACCGACGCGUCUGCGCUUUUCGGAAAAUCGGGCAAGUACACCAAUAACCGGCUGACCGUUGCACCGAGAGAGCCGCAGCGGCGUCCCGGCUUUGACCCAGCACAGAUGUUCUUUGAUGACUUGAAGAGGGUCUAUACAGACACUUUCAAAGUCUUCUAUGACCCCCUUGGCGGAGACCAAUACGGCGGGAUCUGGGACCCAACGCUCAAGGAGCCACGACCGUUCCGUGUGCUUGGCGGGUUCAAUAGCGCUCCAGCACCGAAGGAGAAUGAAAAGUCGAAAGACAAAGGCUUCGUUAAGCUAAAUCAUGAUGCAAUCUUCACUGAAAUUGAGCGCAUGGGUACGGGAAUUGUGGAAGGCAUCACAGUGCAGGUGUAGUUAUGCUUUCAGAUUUGGGUGUACCUGAUUCGUAGCUUGUAUGAAGUAUGCUGGAUGUUUAUC